AUGCAACGAAAUAAUAUCAUACCCAUUUCAUUUGCUGAAUAUCUUAAUGGAAAUACUGGUGUUGUAUCUACAAAUAAUGUUAAAAAAAAAAAUAAUUCAGAUUUUAAACCUGUUAAACAACAGAAAAAAGAAUCUAAUAUUGAUGAAAAGGAAAAAAAGAAUGAAUUAAUGGAUGAUGAAAAAAUCGAAUUGAAUAAAGAAAUCAAUAAAUUAGAAAAAGAAAAUGAUAAAUUAACUAAGGAUAGAAAUAAUAUAAUCAAAAAAUUAUUCAAAUUAAAAGAAACCUUAGAAAGUCUUUCGAAAAGAAAAAUUAUUAACGAAGAUAUAAUCAAAGAAAUAGAAAAAACAUCUAAAUCAACUCUUGAUUUUCCUGUUAAAAACAAUAAAAAAUCAUCUAUAAAAGAUAAAACAAUUUCCAAAGAUGUGAGACAACAACAAAAACUUAGCUUCUUUCAAAAACAACUUAGAAAUUUAUCUUAUCAAAAUUUAAAAAAUGCUAGUAAUAAAUCAACCUCAAUAAAUAUUCCUAACUUACCAUGUGAUAUCAUCUGUGAUCUAGAAGAAAUUAGUGAAGAUGAUGAUUUUGGUUCUUUUAACACUGAAGUAGUAGAAAUAACUGAUGAAAAAUUAGAUGGUGGUGAAAUAAAAUACGGUAAAAAUGUUUACAUAGCUGAUAAUAUCGCUACAAAUUCCUUAAUAAUGGUAAAUAAAUUCAGUCAAAGUUUUUCAAAAGAUCUUCCUAAAGCAUCUAAAUUAAGAUUACACGGAUUCUUUAACGAAAUUAAUAUGAGUAUCGUGUUAAAUACCGGUGCUAACAGUAUAACUAUUAACCCUGAACAAAGGAUAAACAUAUACGAACCACCUGGUAAUUUCAUAGUAAUAUUAGCUUUCUUAAUCGGAAAAAAAACUGGAGAUCCUAAUGAAAAAGAAAAUGAAAGAAAUUUUCUCUUCAUGAAAAAUAAUAUUGAAUUACAAGAUAUUUUUAAAAAGGGUACAUAUAGAUUUGAUAAUACUGAUGGAAUGCCAUAUGGUGUAAAAAGAGCAGAUGAAGAAAAUGGUUUGAUAAUCUAUUGUUGUGAUAAAGAAACAAUAACUAACACUAAAGGACAACAAAGUACCGUUAUCGGAUAUCAACCAAAUGUUAUUUGGGUUUUAACUGUAACAUUUGCUCCAGAUAUAAUGAAAAAAAAUAUAGAGAAUAGUUUAAGAUUACCAAACAUGGAAUAUAACAAUGAUAUUACAUUCUUUGGUUCAAGACCUAAAUUUCCUAUACAUUCUGGACCUUUUCUCAUUGUUAAUAAAGCGAUUCCUAUCAUGGCUUACGAAACUAACAUAGACAGUGUAUCAAAUCUCAAACAAGCAAGUGGAUCUGCGUUGAAACAAUUAGUAGAUGCUAUAAAAUAUGCUAUAGAAAAUCCUGAUGUUCCACUUGAUUCUGUUUCUCCUAGUGCUUCUCCUGGUCCUUUUGAUCCUUCUGGUCCUUCUGAUGCUUCUGAUAUCUUAAGAUAUUACAACAAAAAAAUAAAUGAAAAAACAAAAUUCAUAGAUUUACAGCCUAAAAGUAAAUUAUACGAUCAGAUACAAAAAGAUGAUAGAUUAGGACCUUGGCAAAUUAAAGAAUUGAAUAACAAUAUCAAACAAAAAGGAAAUGAAUUAAUCGAAAAAUUCAUCACACGUAAUAUUGAGUCAAUAUGUCAUAAAUAUGUAAAUUACGAUACACAUAAUAAAAUUAUCAAUGAAUACAAACCAGAAAACAUAUCAACUUGUCAAUAUCCUAUUAUUAAAAAUAAUUUUGAUAGGCUUUUUAAUAUUAUAUGGGAUGAAUACAUGUUAAAACAUAAUCUCAUGUCAGCACCAAUAUAUCUUUCUGGAAUUAAUAAAUAUGGUGAUUACGUAGAUAAACAAAACAACAAAAAUAGAUUAAACUUAAAAGAAAUAACAUAUGAUAAUUUUAAAUCUUUAUUAGAAAAUGACCAAAAAGAUAUUUUGGAUUAUUGUGAAGCAGGAAAAUAUGAAAAAAUAAUCAAUAGUAAUGAAAUAUUGAAAAAACAUAGUCUCAAAUUACACAAAAUAAGAAAAAACAUAUGUGAAAGAAUGAAAGAAGAAUUACCUGAAAAAGAAACUUUUUUAAUCAACUUUAUGAAAAAUAAUAAAAAUUCCAAUUUCUUAAUUAAUCAUGAUAAUUUAAAUCCUAUUGAUACUUAUUGGAUAUUUAAAAAAAUCGAUAAAUUAAACGUAAACAUAAAAGAUAAAAAUUUUAACAAAAUGAUAAUAUCCACAUUCAUCAAAGAUCUUAACAAAUGCAAUCAAGAAUAUGAAAAUAUAUGUGUACCUGAAAUACUUAAAAUUAUCAAAUCAGAAAUUAAUUGUAAAGAGUUAAUCACUAAUGGAUUAUAUGAUUCGUUAUUAAAAGAUGAAAAUUUUAACAAAUUAGUUAAACUGAAUAUAAAUGAAAUCAACGAAAUACAUCAUCACAUCGCAAUACAAAAAACAAAAUUAAAAACAUAUUGCAUGACCGAUUUUAUUAUAGAUGAAUUUUCAACAAAUAAUAGAUUUGAAAAUUUUUUCAAUGAUGAAAAUAUGGAUAGAUUGAUGAAAUUAGAAAAAAAAACAAACAUGAAUGAAUAUAUCGAUAGAUUAUUAACUAUAUCAGAAUCUUUAAAAAAUAAUGAACUUUACUAUCCUGAAUCUCCUAACUUAUUCUCAGAAUUUUUAGAUUAUGAAAAAGAUUUACGUAAAGAUUAUAUCAAAGACAAUGGUCCUAUAGAUACUUUAAUUAAAUCAUCAAACAUACCAAAUGAUGCUAAAAUAAACUUUGAAAAACGAAGAUUGGAAAUAUUACACAGAAAAAUUCCUGAACCUGAAAAACUAAAAGAACCUAAACAUCCUAAAGAUCCUGAAAAAAUCUUAUUUGAUGAAUUGAAAAGAAAAAUUAAAAAUCAUGAUAAAGAUAAUGCAGAUAAAUUAUUAAAUUAUGGAGAUUUAGAAGAAGAAAUAAAUAACGCAAGCUUAUCAAAUGAUAAAAUCGAAAAACUACAACAACUAAGAAAUGAUAGAUUAAAUGAACUCAUAUCUGAAAAAAUCAAUGAAUUAGAAAAUAAAAUUAGAAUAUCAAAAACUCAAGGAGAAAUAGAUGAUAUAUCAGAUUAA
This is a messenger RNA of Scutellospora calospora, 3150 nucleotides long. NCBI's taxonomy places the organism in Eukaryota, Fungi, Glomeromycota, Glomeromycetes, Diversisporales, Gigasporaceae. The record is from the annotation of a GenBank genome assembly.